Messenger RNA from Benincasa hispida (wax gourd), 798 nucleotides. It is a transcript of the gene ERD15, whose product is annotated as dehydration-induced protein (ERD15). NCBI's taxonomy places the organism in Eukaryota, Viridiplantae, Streptophyta, Magnoliopsida, Cucurbitales, Cucurbitaceae. The record is from RefSeq and is a predicted model, not a curated record.
CCUAUAAAAAUGGCCUUCUCUUCUUCUCCUUCAUUUAUCCCAUUUGUGGACUUCGUUGAAAUUGUUGUCUCUCAGGAAAUCGAUAAGAAUUCGAAAUUUCUCACUGUUUUUCCAACUGGGUCAAAGCAGAAAUUCCCAUUUCUCUCUCAGAUCUGGUCCGUAGAUCAGUUGUACAACUGCAUUCCAAAACAAUGGCUCUAGCAUCUGUUGAAGGAAGUUCAAAGCUAAACCCGAAUGCCCCGCUUUUCAUUCCAGCCGCAUACCAGGUGGAGGAUUUCUCCCCACAAUGGUGGCAACUGGUCACAACCUCAACAUGGUACCGUGAUUACUGGCUCAGCCAACACCAGGAAGAGAGUGACUUCUACAUCGAUGGUGAAGAUGAGUUCAGCAAUGACAUUACUGAAUUCCUUCCAGAGACGUUCGAUCUCGAUGCUAACGAAGAACUCUGCACCAUGGAAGCUGAAUUCGAGGAGUUCAUUCAAGCUUCUCUUACUGAAGGGUACCACCCUGAGAAGUAGCUUGCCUUACCCAAAAAAACUUCCUUCAUGAUCAGCUUGCAUUUUCAGGUUUACCAUGUUGAUAAGCAUAAGAAACAAUCUGCAGGGUUUUUUCUUUUUUCUUUUUCUUUCUUCUUUUUAAAGUAACUUGUGUACAAAGCAAGGGUGCUAGUUUUGCAACUUUUGCAAACCCCACUUGUUCAUUAUUGUGCAUCUUACUUUUAUAAGUGUCCCAAAAAAAAGUGUAAAAAAAAAAGGAAAAUAGUUUUAAAUGAGAAAGAGGUGUUCAUUCUCUUGGCUU